This is a messenger RNA of Corvus hawaiiensis (hawaiian crow), 1958 nucleotides long. RefSeq names its product chromosome 7 C2orf76 homolog (gene C7H2orf76). The coding region runs from base 297 to 677 and encodes 126 amino acids. The record is from RefSeq and is a predicted model, not a curated record. The transcript is spliced from 7 exons. NCBI's taxonomy places the organism in Eukaryota, Metazoa, Chordata, Aves, Passeriformes, Corvidae.
GGGCGGGCGGCGGGGCGAGGCCGGGGGGCUGUGCUGGGCCGGGCGGCGGUCCCGGUGCUGCUGCCGGUCCGGGAAGGCUCCUCUCUCCAAGAGGAAUGGGCCACCGGCGCCUCCCACCUGCCUUCUUGUCUCCGUGGAGUGUUUUUCCAUGCUGCUGAGGAGCAAGUGAAUUGAAUGCUGUGGCCUUUACUGUAUCCUCCAAGUCGCCAGCCCACGUGGAAUAGCACCAAGAAAACAUCCAUCUUUGCUAUUUAGUAUAAAUCGAGUUAUUUUCAGGUUAUUCAGAAUUAAUUCUCAUGUCAGCGGAAAGCUCAACCAUCACAGUUCGUCUUGUGCGCUCUUUUGAGCACCGGAACUUCAGACCUGUGGUGUACCAUGGAGUUCCCUUGGAUCAGACAGUGAAGGAGUUCAUCGCUUUUGUGAGGAAGGAUGUGUCUUCAAGAACAGGACUUCCUCCUCCUUUUAAAAAUUACAAGUAUGAUACAAUGAAGAUUAUUCACCAAGCACAUAAAUCGAAGACUGGUGAGCUUGUAGUGAGUUUGGAAGAUGAUGACAAACUGAUUUUGAAGGAAGACAGUACGCUGAAAGCAGCUGGAGUAGCAAAUGAGACGGAAUUAGCAUUCUUCUGUGAGGAAGAUUACAGAAACUACAGAGCUAAUCCUGUUUCGGCCUGGUGAAGAUCCCAAGAGAUUGUUUUGUUUUCCCAUACCUGUUGUAAAUUUUCUUAUUCUGCUUAAUGAGAUUUUUCUUAAAGAUCAAUAAAUCCUAGAGGAUUUCUUUGCAAACAGUGCAAUUCCCUUCCUAUAGAAAUUAAUUUCUGUCAAUAUGCUAAGGCUGAGAGAAGGAGAACUGGUGGACAUAAAUGACUUUUUUUCUUCCUCCCUUUUCUUUUUGCUGGGCUUGGCUCUUGAGCCUCAGGCAGUGCCAUCCCUGGCCUGUGACACACUUUCGUGGUGUGAUCCCACAGCAGACAGUAACUGCAUAUGGAAAUUAUACAAGGCACAGGAAGAUCCCAGCCCAGUACUAACUUCUAAUGAAAAUGCAGUGAAACCUUCUUCAAGUGAAAUGAAAUGUUUUAUGGCCAAAUCACUGGGUAUUUUAAAGAACUUGAGAAUCUCUCGGUUUCAAGUCACAGCUUUACUUCUCUCAUGUUAUGUUUGGUCUCUUUUGUUUAAAUAGUGCAGACUGGCCAGUGUUUCAUGCUUUGCAGUGAUGAAUGCUUUCCAUUAUCCUCUCUUCCAGCCCUCUUUAGCAUGCUGAAAGGGACAAAUGUCUGUUGGGAGGCUUUUGUGUCCAAGGACCAGCUCGCCUGUUGCUAGCUUUACUUGAUGGAGACACCUUCACAUAGGGGUAGCAGCUCGAGUUCUGCCAGGACAUCAGUGUGCCUAAGUAGGAACUGGGCAUUUUUCCAAAUGGAGUGAAAGCUCAUGGUUUCAGUUUUAAGAAUAAAACCUGAAUGAUUGUAUUUUUUUGCAAGGAGAGGCCCAGUCUGUGAGCCACAUGUCUUCAAGACUGGAAUUGAUUCCUUUAUGCUUUCCAUGAGCCAAAUACUCUGUGUGUUUGUUCUUGGAAAUUCCAGGCUUUCCUACUACAUGAACCAAAUUAAGAAUGACAGAAAAUAAUCAUGCAUCCAAGAAAGUACCUUUAGAUAGAUACCACUUAUGAAAUGCUUUUUAGGGGGUACCAACAUGGGACACUGUGCCUUUAAGCCUCCCUUCAUUGAAAUAGGAAUGAUGGCUCUCUGCCUUAGCAGCCUUUUUGGGCCUAGGCUCUGCUCAAAUGAAUGAGACCUCACGUGCAAUUGCUUUAAACCUACACAUCGACCCUGAGCUCUGUGUGAGAGCUGACAAUGCUGUUUCCAUGAGACUUUCUGGAGGAGUAACCCUGCCAUUUCCUAGAGCUUUGAUUAUUGUUUUUAUUGACAUGUGUUUAUCUAAAUAAAAUUUCCCUUUAUUUUA